Messenger RNA from Coccomyxa subellipsoidea C-169, 1095 nucleotides. Its product is annotated as DNA-directed RNA polymerase II, 36 kDa polypeptide. NCBI's taxonomy places the organism in Eukaryota, Viridiplantae, Chlorophyta, Trebouxiophyceae, Coccomyxaceae. Gene Ontology annotation, biological process: DNA-templated transcription. Gene Ontology annotation, molecular function: DNA binding; protein dimerization activity; DNA-directed RNA polymerase activity. The transcript is spliced from 8 exons. Gene Ontology annotation, cellular component: RNA polymerase II, core complex. Bases 184 to 1095 code for a protein of 303 amino acids. The record is from RefSeq and is a predicted model, not a curated record.
AAACUGCCCCAAUCAAUCUUUACAGGGCCCACCUAACAAACAGUUUAUUGCUCCCUAAAUCGGAGGGUAUUCUGCAGCAACAUUAUUACAAAUGCGACAGUAAUGCAAUCUCGAUUUGAGGGUUGAUGCGUGUUUGAUUGAGGACGAGGUCUUUCAGACCGACCAUUCCCAUCACAGCAGCUGAUGGCCACGCUAGGGGAAAAUCGGAGAGUCCCUCAGGUGCAGAUACGGGAUCUGAGAGAUGAUUUCUGCGAGUUCGUGCUCAGCGACACAGAUCCUUCAGUGGCCAAUGCCUUGCGACGCAUCAUGCUUGUGGAAGUACCCACAAUAGCAAUCGACCUGGUGGAGAUAGAGGAGAACACAACAGUGCUCAAUGAUGAAUUCAUUGCUCACCGGCUUGGGCUGAUUCCCCUCGUCAGCAGCGCAGUAGGUGGCAUGAAGGGAGUGUUUGAGGACGCUGGGGAGGCGGAUUUCUUGGACGUGGAGAUGACCCUGAACGUGAAGUGCACGAGCGAGGACACGAUGGAAGUGACCAGCAAUGACCUGCAACUGGACGCAAACCACCCUGAUGUCCGCCCUGUGGGCUACGUUCCGGGUGGGUAUGACCCAGAGAAUCGGGGCAUUCUGCUGGUGAAGAUGCGCAAGAACCAGGAGCUGCGCCUGAAAGCCAUCGCGCGCAAGGGCAUCGGCAAGGAUCAUGCGAAGUGGAUACCUGUGGCGACGGUGAGCUUCCAGUACAUGCCAGAGAUUACCAUCAACCGGGCGCUGAUGGAUACUCUGACAGAAGAGCAGAAGGAGGACUGGGUCAAGGCCACGCCCAACCCAGUCUUCCGCUACAACAACAUCACCAAGCAGGUGGAGUUGGACGACGUGGAGCAGUACAGAUACGAUGGGGAGGCAGAAGCAAAGGCAGAGGAGCUGGGCAAGCCAGGCUUAGUCACCAUCAAGGAGCGCCAGGACAUGUUCAUUUUCCGAGUGGAGGGGACGGGCGUGCUGAGGGCGGAGGACGUGGUGCUGACGGCGCUGGAGGUGCUCAUGCGCAAACUGCGCAACCUGCAGGAAGCCCUGCCGCAGCAGGACGACGGCACCGCCUGA